UUUCCAUAUGUACUUUAUUUUGCUAAUAAUAUGCUUGCUAUUAAAAAAAGAGCAAGCAGUAAAUAAAAAGAAGCCUUGGAAAAAGAGAAUUGGACGAAUUAAAAAAAACAAAAUCGAUGAAAACCAGAAAUGGGUCAGAGCUAUUUGGACGAGAAAAAGCCUAAAAAUGCACAAAAUCUUCUUUUUGGAGACUUUCAAAAAAGAGAGUGAGGAGGGAGGAGGGGAGGGGAGGGAGGGGGAGGAGGGUAUGGGAAAUAAAAGUAGAAAAUGAAAAAUGGACAGAAAAAUGGCAAAAAAUGGAGGAGGAAUGGGGGGAGGUUUUUUAGUAGAAAAAAAAAGAAUAAAUGGAAAAAUAGUAAAAAUAUUACUAAAAGGGAAGAGGAA
Meloidogyne enterolobii is the source of this 384-nucleotide messenger RNA. The record is from the annotation of a GenBank genome assembly. NCBI's taxonomy places the organism in Eukaryota, Metazoa, Nematoda, Chromadorea, Rhabditida, Meloidogynidae.